UCAAUUGUUGGUUUAUUUGGUUCACUGACUUUUUCAGAAGUGUCUCUUUUAUAGACAAAAGUCAGUGGAUACUGAUCAAAACAUAGAGUUACUUCUCAUUGCAAACAAAAACAUAGAGAGGAAGAGUUUAUUAGAAACAUGGGUAUUCAAGCUCUAUGGAUUGCUGUAAUUUUUUUUUUGUUGAUCAUUCAAACCCAAGCAACAAAGAAUUGGCAUGACACAAUACCAUCCAAACCAACGGAGGUUUUCGGUAAAGAGAAGGUAACAAAGCUGCACUUUUACUUUCAUGACACAAUAAGUGGAAACAAUCCGACUGGGGUGGUGGUUGCUAGAGCUAAUACAACAGCUCAAUCUCCGACGGCGUUUGGCUUGUUGGCAAUUAUAGACGAUCCAUUAACAGAAGGACCUGAAAUCACUUCGAAACGUAUUGGUCAAGCUCAAGGUCUAGUUGGGUUUGCAUCACAGGAAGAAUUUGCUUCACUCAUGGCACUUAUUUAUGUCUUCACGGAUGGUAAGCUCAAUGGGAGUACAAUUAAUAUUGUCACUAGGAACCCCAUUAUGAACCCAGUUCGUGAGUUUGCUGUCGUUGGUGGAACCGGAGUGUUCAGAUUUGCUCGUGGAUUUGCAAAUGUUAAGACAUUUUGGGUUAAUGUCACCUCUGGAGAUGCUAUUGUCGAAUACAAUGUAACCAUUAUUCACUAUUAGCGAACAAUAGGAGUCAUCCCGGUUAAUACAAUGUAUUUAAUUGUUUUCUAAUUAAUCUUGUGUGAGCGCUUUCAUAAUCAUCUCAAUUGUGGAAAACAUAAUAAAAAUUGUAUUUCAAGUAAAGUAAUUAUAUGCUAAUAGUCCAAAAA
This is a messenger RNA of Papaver somniferum (opium poppy), 854 nucleotides long. Its product is annotated as dirigent protein 21-like. Lineage: Eukaryota; Viridiplantae; Streptophyta; Magnoliopsida; Ranunculales; Papaveraceae. The transcript has a single exon. The record is from RefSeq and is a predicted model, not a curated record. The coding region runs from base 139 to 705 and encodes 188 amino acids.